Messenger RNA from Betta splendens (Siamese fighting fish), 1384 nucleotides. RefSeq lists its product as uncharacterized. The record is from RefSeq and is a predicted model, not a curated record. NCBI's taxonomy places the organism in Eukaryota, Metazoa, Chordata, Actinopteri, Anabantiformes, Osphronemidae. The coding region runs from base 375 to 1160 and encodes 261 amino acids. The transcript has 8 exons.
GUGGUCCUCAUGGGGAGGGGGGCGUUCACAACCGCAGAUCACACUGUGCAUCACUCUUGUUGCAAAGGGCGUGGGCUUUUUUUGUACAUUUCAUCUUUCUCCAGAAGCUACAUGGAUCCCGGGCCAAUGGAUGAUGCGUUCAUCACCCUGCAGCUGCGUGUGAGCAUCAAACUGCGGACGAGGAGACACCGCGGCGGCGUUCGUUUCUCCCGCCCGAACGUCUGACACUCGAACGCACCGCCGCCGUAGACGCGGGCGAAAUGCAAGCACGCCAAUAAGCCGAUCUUUAUUCGUCUCGAGCCUCCACGUCCACGGGCUUCAUGCGGCCGCGCCAGCAGAGCAGGGCUGAGUGAAGAGGUGCGGCCGCCGCAGACAUGGCCGCGAGGGCGUCGGAGCCGCUCCGUCAGCCGUGCGUUUACCACGACGCGUUCAAAGUGGAGCUCCAGGUGAGGAGACCCCUGAUGCCGGUCCAGCUGAGUCCGGAGCAGGUGGGCCUGGAGAUGCUGUGUCUGUGCGGGCAGCUGGAUCUUCUCAUCAGGGCACAGAUGCAGCAGUUCCAGGAGCAGCUGGGUCAAGGCUGCAGCCCAGAGGAGGCCGACACCUUCCAGGCUCAAGGGUCAGAGAUUCUCGACCAGAUGCUGCAGUGCCUUGAACAUCUACCAAAGCCUAUGCCACAGCUGGAGGACUACCUGGACUUAAUGGGGCUGUCAGCCAUGUUUCCUCGCGUGGAGGUGUUUCUCAUCCAGGGCAGCGCCGUGGACAUGCUGGAGAAGCCGCCCAUGGAUGAAUACUUCUUCCACGUCGCCAAACUCAACCAGCUGCUGGUCCUGAGUCAGCAGCUGGAGGAAGACAUCCGGCACCUUGGAAGUCAUAAAUACGUCGCCCACCAGCUCUCAGUUAUUUACCAAGUCGUCAGCUCUUUCAGAGGAAUUCAGGUCUUCUCUGAAAUCAAGAAAGACAUUGAGGCCAACUUCAAACAGAUGAAGCAGUCUCUAGUGGCGGAGGACGGCUCCAGACACGAGCCGCAGCUUUCUGCUCAAUACAUCACCUGGAUUUUAGGAAUAACUCAAAGCUUGACGUCGGUGGUGCUGUCACUACCGGAGGAGCUGACGGACGACCUUCACCAGGCCGUGACCUUCGUGUCCCAGCUCCUGUCCUGACUCGACCCGACAAACGCUCCGAUCCAAGGUGCUACACAGUGUGAUUCAACCUGCUGUGAGAUCAGAGUAAAUCAUCUACAUUCUGUGUGGGUUUUGUUUCGUCCUUCUGACCCUUAUUAUUAUGCUGUGGUGAGACACUUGUUUGGAGAUGAUUGUAUGUUUGUUAAAUCCCUAUUUGCAUGACUGUUUUUUAACCUCAAGUGGAAUAAAAGUGAAUAGGGACA